AAUAUACCAAGUAGUUGAAGAGUUAGAACAGGGUAAAAAUCUUUCGCAAGAUUUCUGACGUUAAUUAUAGCACGACCCAUCCCACCAUAUCCCAAACAUUCUGUCCCAUGCUGAUGGUUCAACCGGAUCCAGCCUUAGGGGAAGCGCCACCGUUCCCCGGGGGCAGCGGUGGCGGUGGCGCUGGCGAGGGUGAGACGGAGGAGGCAGCGGCGCCGGCGACGAAGGGGAGGGCGGUGUGCUGGGACGGCUGUGGCCGGCCGUCGAGCGUGUGCGUGUGCGACCACCUCCCAUCCUGCCCCAUCCCCACCGCCACCCGCGUUGUCGUCCUCCACCACCCCCACGAGCUCCGUCGCAAGCUCGCCACCCUCCCCGUCCUCUCCAAAUGCCUCCACAACCUCUACCUGCUUCCCGGCCGCCGCCUCCGCCUCGGCUCCUCCCCCCUCCUCGACUCCCUCUACCACUCCUCCCCCUCACCCACCAAAGCCCUCUUCCUCUUCCCCAGCUCCGAUCCCUCCUCCCCUGUUGCCGACCUCGGGGCCUGGGUCGCCGCGACCCCGCCGGCGGACCGGAGGGAUCCCGUCCUCAUCGUGUUCGACGGGACGUGGAGGGAAGCGAAGGAGAUGGUGGCGGCGAGCCUGCCGUUCCUUUCGCGGUUCGCGGUGCGAGUCUCGCUGGGAUGCGACGAAGGGAAAGAGGGGGAGAGUAUCUUCGAGUCGGAGCUCUUGCUGAGGAAGGAGCCGUUUUUGGGGUGUGUCAGCACAAUGGAGGCGGUGGCGAGGGCGCUGCGGGUGCUGGAACCGGACGGCGCCGGGGCGGACAUUGAGGCGAGGUUGCUCGCCGUGCUCCGGGCGAUGGUCGGGUUCCAGGCGGCUAAUCUGAAGCCCAUGAAGUCCAGGCCGAGGUUACAGAAGAAGAAGGAAAUCAAGAAGAAGAGCUACGAAGAGGAGCUUGAGAGAGGAAUCAACAUGUGAACUCGUGCAUUCUUUUCUCCACAUACGGAUGGUAGCUAUCAUGCGUAUCUUUUUCUAGGUUUGUUAAAAAUGAUACAAAAUAAGAAGACUUUUAUAUUGUGAAGCCAAUGGCUCUUGGCUUUGAUAUACCAAUUUUAAUUAUAUUUUCUCCACAUUGAUGGAGAGGCAGAGCUCACCCAGGAAUCAUCUUUUUCUCAGCAAGGAAGUUUUGACCAUGAAAGUGUUGAGUUUUGAAUGAGUCAGCAGCAUAACAAGUUCAAGAGUGUAUUGUUUUUAAAAUAGUUUUGAGACUUUGGAUGUAAUAGAAAUCUGUAUUUUUAUAUAUCUAAAUUGUUAGUUAUAUGUCUUAAAAGUCAGAUUGAUCAAUAUUUGUAAUAUUUUCUUAGAACAUAUUUUGUAAUAUUGACUUAUAAUUAAUAAAAUUGAAUUUAUUUCUAUUCAAA
Messenger RNA from Elaeis guineensis (African oil palm), 1414 nucleotides. RefSeq names its product tRNA-uridine aminocarboxypropyltransferase A. Lineage: Eukaryota; Viridiplantae; Streptophyta; Magnoliopsida; Arecales; Arecaceae. The record is from RefSeq and is a predicted model, not a curated record.